UGGCUGUAUUGAUCUAAUCCGCCUCAAUACGCAUCCAUACCCACACCCACCCACACCCACACCCACACCUACACCCCACCCAAAACAAUGUCUGAAUGUGUCGAAAAUAAUAAUUCUAUAGAUACCUUGACGAGCUUUAUCCAAUCAUGACAAAAAAAAAUGAGCAAAAAAAAAAUAUUUUGCGUAAAUUUCGGAUUGUCAGUAGCUGAUAAUUUUAUAAACUAUUGAAUUGUUUUUUAGAUUUUCUAUCCUGAUUUAAUUGAUAAAACAAAAACUCCAUCGUGUAGUCUUGUAAGUAUAUCUAUUCGAUUGCAUUUUAAUUCAUAAUAAGAAUCUUUUCUUUUAUUAAGACUGUUUGUGAAGAUAAUAGAGAUUUUUCAAUUCUCAAAUUUCAUGCUGGACCACCAUAUGAAUAUAUUGCAUUCAAAAUUGUUAGCGAAGAAUGGGAUAAGUCACCAGAACAUGGAUUUCGAUGUCAUAUUCAAAAUGGAGUAUUUCAAUUAUGGCUUCAUUUUCGUAAACAGAAAUAUCGUCGAUAA
Molecule: messenger RNA, 539 nt
Organism: Rotaria sp. Silwood1
Lineage: Eukaryota; Metazoa; Rotifera; Eurotatoria; Philodinida; Philodinidae
Source: the annotation of a GenBank genome assembly